AACAAACGUUUUCUGACUUCUGAUAUUGAACAACAAAUAAACGGAAGAGGAAAAAUCAGUCUCGCAACGGGUUGUUUACAGGCUUUAUUCAAGCACCCAGAAUUGAAAUUCACUCAUGGGUAUGGUGUGGAACUCAACCGCCCGUUGGUUUGGUAUUCAAAGUGGAAGUCGUUUCGUUCCUUGGAUGGACGAGAAAAAAACAUCAAAUUUAUUUGCCAGGAUAUGUGGAAAGCAAACCUGUCAGAAUUCCAGACCAUUGUUGUGUUUGGCGUAGAGUCGAUGGUAAGCACUUUAGUUUGUGUAUGCUGGUGA
Molecule: messenger RNA, 312 nt
Organism: Echinostoma caproni
Lineage: Eukaryota; Metazoa; Platyhelminthes; Trematoda; Plagiorchiida; Echinostomatidae
Source: the annotation of a GenBank genome assembly